Molecule: messenger RNA, 6892 nt
Organism: Ctenopharyngodon idella (grass carp)
Lineage: Eukaryota; Metazoa; Chordata; Actinopteri; Cypriniformes; Xenocyprididae
Gene: baz1b
Product: bromodomain adjacent to zinc finger domain, 1B
Exons: 18
Coding region: 609-5513 (1634 amino acids)
Biological process (GO): chromatin remodeling
Cellular component (GO): WICH complex
Molecular function (GO): histone H2AXY142 kinase activity; protein binding
Source: RefSeq, a predicted model, not a curated record
GUGGGACUUAUUCUUGCGUCGCUGCUUGCUACCGGGGUAACGGAGUUUUGAGGUUGUACGGAAUGUUGCCGGUGUAGCAGGAACUCCCGCCAUUUUUCAAUCAGCUAUAAACCCUGUUGUUUGUUUAUGUAAUCAGCACGUCCCUCAAAACGGUAUCUACGCGGUCUAUAGUCGCUGCGGUAAAGGGAUUGGUACGUCGCUUUGGCCUGGAGAAUCGACAGCAACACGGACCUGAGCGGCAUAAGAAAGCCCGCCAUACCAGCUCUGACGGGCCGCCUUUCGCGCUUCCAUCCCCGGCACACAGAAGGAGCUUCCGUUCUCUUCUUACGCUCUUUUCAGCCAUCUCACCAUGACCCCACCGGCUCCCCCAAAACAAUGGAUUUCCUACAGGAGAUGUAACUGACCAGUAAAGCCGUUGUUUGGUUUGGUUUUGUUUUCACGCGCUUCAUAAAAAGUGAGCAAAGCAGCGCGCGCUAGCCUAACCUCCAUGCUACGCCGCUGAGACGCGCGGAUUUCACUCCAUAUUCAGUUUAAGCUGAGAUUGAGCGGUGGGUUAGUUCAGUAGUUCACUUUGCCGACACAUCCAGGACCACCACAGCCCGCACGCGAUGGCACCGUUGCUAGGCCGGAAGCCGUACCCGUUGGUUAAGCCGCUGUCGGAGCCGCCGGGCCCAGGAGAGGAGGUGUUCAUCAUCGAGCACACUAAAGAGGCCUUCAGGAACAAAGAAGAGUAUGAAGCCCGACUGCGCAGGUAUGGAGAGCGGAUAUGGACGUGCAAAAGCACUGGCAGCAGCCAGCUCACACAUAAGGAGGCUUGGGAAGAGGAGCAGGAGGUCACGGAGCUGCUUCAGGAGGAGUAUCCAGUGUGGUUUGAGAAGCCCGUUUUGGAGAUUGUGCACCAUAACACAGUAUCUCUCGAUAAGCUAGUGGAUCUGGUCUGGGUGGAGAUUCUCACCAAGUAUGCUGUGGGCGAGGAGUGCGACUUCUUGGUUGGCAAGGAUAAGACUUUGCGUGUCAAAGUGGUAAAGAUUCAUCCGCUUGAGAAUCCUCCGGAAGAAAAUGUGGAGAAAAAGAUGGAAGGAGCUUGUGAUUCUCCAUCCAGUGAUAAAGAGAAUGCCAGUCAGGAGAACCUGAAGAAGGAGCCACAGUCCAAAGAGGAGGAGAGCAGGAGAGAGAGUCUCUCUGAUAGGGCCCGUCGCUCACCCAGAAAACUCCCAACCAGUAUGAAAGAAGAAAAGAAGAAAUGGGUCAUGCCCAAAUUUCUGCCCCACAAGUACGACGUCAAACUUCUCGAUGAGGACAAAGUAAUCAGCGACGUCCCCGUAGACAGCCUGUUCAGAACUGAGCGGCCUCCCAACAAAGAAAUCAUGCGCUACUUCAUCAGACACUAUGCUCUGAGGUUGGGAUCAGGAGAGAGCGCCCCCUGGGUGGUGGAGGACGAGUUGGUGAAAAAAUUCAACCUGCCGAGCAAAUUCAGUGACUUUUUACUCGACCCUCACAAGUUUCUAGCAGAAAAUCCAUCUACUAAGAGGAAAAGCUUGAGUUCACCGGAAGGGAAACCCAAUAAGAAGCUGAAGACUGGAGAGACGGGAACAGACAGUGAGGGAGUAAAUGUAAAAGGGGAAAAGAAGAAAAAGAAAAAAGACUCCCAGAACAUACCUCUCAGUCCAACCCUCUGGUGUCAUGUGCAGUUGAAGAAAGUUAAUGGAUCACCUUUAAAAAUGAAAAACUCAGGUACAUCCAAGAAGUCUGAUGGGGAAAACAUCCUCAGCACCCCAAAAUCGAACAAAAAACAGGGAGACAAAAAAUCCACUGAUCCCAGAAAGAGCCGCAAGAGUGGAGUCACCAAAACUCCCAAUGGCCAGAAGCUCUCCAAAAAGGAUGAGAAAAGCACUGGAAGCGCCAAGAAACCCAGAAUGAAGCAGAUGACCCUUUUGGAUCUUGCUAAAAGCCCACCUGCUCCAGUUAGCCCAAAAAAGCGAGGGCGAAGUUCAAGUACUGGCUCCGCUAAGCUGGGAAAACCGUUUCCGCCCAUGGCCUUGCAUCUCCUUCGGUUUUACAAGGAGAAUAAAGGCAAAGAAGACAAGAAGACCGCUCUGUCCACAUUGGUGUCUAAGGCAGCAAAAACGCUGUCCGCAGAGGAUCGCGGACGACUUCCUGAGGAGCUGAAAGAGCUGGUGCAGAAGCGCUGGGAAAUUCUUGAGCAAAAACGCCGAUGGGCCCUCAUGACUGAGGAGGAGAAACAGGAUGUUCUGCGUCAGAAGCGCCAGGAAGUCAAGCAGAAGCUGCGUGAGAAAGCCAAAGAGCGUCGAGAGAAGGAGAUGCAGAUGAGGCGAGAGAUGUCGCGCCGUUAUGAAGACCAGGAGCUUGAAGGCAAGAGCUUGCCAACGUUUCGUUUGUUCGACAUGCCCGAGGGGCUUCCCAACGCCCUCUUUGGUGACAUAGCUAUGGUAGUGGAGUUCCUUCACUGUUACUCCGGCCUCCUGAUGCCUGAUGACCAGUAUCCCAUCACCUCCGUCGCUCUGAUGGAGGCUUUAGCUGGAGACAAGGCAGGUUUCCUCUACUUAAACCGUGUAUUGGUAGUUCUGCUGCAAACACUUCUGCAAGAUGAGCUAGCGGAAGGUUACAGUGAACUGGACAUGCCGUUAUCUGAGAUUCCUCUCACCAUGCACUCCGUAUCCGAGUUGGUGCGCCUGUGUUUGCGGCCAUCGGAUGCACAUGAGGAAGAGAGUGCCCGUGGCUCGGAUGGCUGGCAGCCUGGUGGGGGUUACGAUGAAGUGGUGAGCAGCGAGUUCUUGGAAAAGCUUGAGACAUCAGAGGUGUUUGAACUGACCCCUCAGGAGAAGGUCAGCCUGCUUGUGGCACUGUCUCAUCGUAUCCUCAUGACCUAUUCGGUGGAGGAUCACGUGGAGGCCAUGCAGCAGCGAUCAGCCGAGCUGUGGAAGGAGCGGCUUGCCACGCUCAAAGAAGUCAAUGAACGUAAGAGGGCAGAGAAGCAAAAACGGAAAGAGCAGAUGGAGGCAAAAACCGAUGGCAAUGGAGAUCUAAUGAGGGCAGAUAGGAGGAAGGAUUCAAACGUGAAAAAAGAGACACCCAAGGUCCCCCCAAAAGUGGAGCCAGAGCCGGAGGACAUGAUUAGCACAGUGAAAAGCAGACGCUUGAUGUCCAUUCAGGCCAAGAAGGAAAAGGAAGAACAGGAACGGCAAAACAAAGAGCGUAUGGAGAAGGAAGCAGAGGAGGAGCGAAUAAGGAGGCAGAAAGCCGCAGCAGAGAAAGCCUUUCAGGAUGCUGUCACUAAAGCAAAGCUGGUGAUGAGGAAAACACCGCUGGGUACUGACCGCAAUCACAACCGGUAUUGGCUGUUCUCUGAUGUGGUUCCUGGGCUGUAUAUUGAAAAGGGAUGGGUUCAUGAGAGUAUAGACUACACGUUCACUCUUCCUCCUGAAGAGGAGCCGGUGUCAACAGAGGAAGAUGAAGAGGUGAAGAAAGAGGAGGAGACAGAAGAUGGAGAAAAAGAGGAUGAGGGCAGCAUAGUCAGCACUUCUAAUGAAAAUGGCCAGCAGGGGGCGCCAGUGCCAGAGACUUGUAUUGAGACCACUGUGCCUAAACAAGGCCAAAACCUCUGGUUUGUGUGUGAUACACCAAAAGACCUUGAUGAACUAAUAGAGAGUCUUCACUCUCAGGGAGUAAGAGAGAGCGAACUCAAACUCAGACUGCAGGUCAAUUACCAGGAAAUCUUGCAUUCCAUCCAUCUGACGAAAAAAGGUAACCCAGGCCUGAAGACCUGUGAUGGAUACCAGGAACUGCUUAAAUUCUUGCGCACUGACAUUAUCGAGGUAGCCUCUCGUCUGCAGAAAGGAGGCCUGGGAUACAUGGAGGACACGUCUGAAUUUGAGGAGAGGGUGCAGAACUUGGAGAAAAUGCAGGAUUUUGGAGAGUGUGUGAUCACCCUGCAAGAGAGCGUGAUCAAGAAGUUCCUGCAGGGCUUCAUGGCGCCCAAACAGAAGAAGAAAAAGAAGACUGGGGGAGAGGAGAGUACGACAGCAGAGGAGGUGGAUGAUCAGAAGAGAUUGGCUGAAGAGGCCAGGGUAGCCACGGCGGUGGAGAAGUGGAAAACUGCUGUCCGUGAAGCUCAGACUUUUUCUCGUAUGCAUGUGCUGCUCGGCAUGCUGGACGCCUGCAUCAAGUGGGACAUGUCUGCGGAGAACGCUCGCUGUAAAGUGUGCCGCAGGAAAGGAGAGGAUGAUAAGUUGAUUCUGUGUGAUGAGUGUAAUAAAGCCUUCCACCUGUUCUGUCUGCGGCCGGCAUUAUACCGUAUACCGGCGGGUGAAUGGCUCUGCCCAGCCUGUCAGCCAACCACUGCCCGACGCAGCUCCAGGGGCAGAAACUAUAAUGAGGACACUGAGGAAGAGGAGGAUUCAGAGGAGGAAGAUGAAGAAGACUCUGAAGAGGACGAAUCGGAAGAAGAACACAGGGACACGGGCCACAGCUUGAGACCUAGAAAAAAGGUAAAGACGUCUUUAAAGCCCAAAGUGCAGAGUAAACAACCACAGAAGAAGCAUUCGCCUCCUAGUGCCAGAUCUGCUUCCAAGCCAGAUCCCAAACCUGCUCUCAGAUCUUCUGCUAAACCAGAUCCCAAAUCUGCUCUCAGAUCUACUUCCAAACCAGAUCCUAAACCUUCUCCCAAACCUUCUUCCAAACAAUCACCUAAAUCACGACCCGCACCGAUCAACCCCGCUGACAUCGAUGAGCUGGUCCGACAGAGCUCUAAGCCAAUAUCGAAAAAACAAGCUGUUGAGUUGGAGAAAUGUGAGGAGAUCCUUCAGAAGCUCAUGAAAUACCGCUACAGCUGGCCCUUCAGGGAACCUGUAUCCGCUGAAGAGGCCGAGGAUUAUCAGGAUAUCAUCAGCAACCCGAUGGACUUCGCCACCAUGCAGGACAAGUUCAAAUCCUCCCAGUACCACAGCGCCAGCGAUUUCCUCGAGGACAUGAAGCUCAUCUUCUCAAAUGCAGAGGAAUAUAAUCAGCCCGACAGCAACGUUCUGACCUGCAUGGCACGCACAGAGCAGGCGUUCGUCGAGCUCCUGCAGAAGAGCCUCCCUGGGGUCGGCUAUCUGCGCCGCCGAACGCGCAAACGCCCGGCCACUCCUUCCGAAGAGGAUGACGACGAAGAAGAGGUCAAGGCAAGGAAGAAGAUACAGAAUGGGAAGCAAAGAGCCACAUCCAGACAGAGCGACAGACAACGGAACCAAGCUGACAGCGAAAGCGAGGAGGAGGAUGAUGAAGAUGAUGAUGAUGAUGAUGAUGAUGACGAAGAAGAGGAAACUGUGAGAAGAAAGAGCAAGCGGACGAGUCGGAAAGAUUAUCGAGAGCAGGAAAGCGACAAUGAGAGGGACAGCAGGAGAACUGGAUUGAGACGGACACCACGAGGUGUGACGGACGACAAGGACGAGGCCAGCAGUGACGAGGACUCGGGCGGCCAGCGGCAUUCCAAGAGGCUCAAACGCUCAUGAAGACCUGGGUGCUUUGUGAUCUUUGUAUUUGUUUUCGUACCACCUCCUUAUUAAUCAGAAACCGGAAACGGGCCACCCCAUACCCGCUGCAUAUCGGACAGAACCCUUUUUCACCCCGAUGUAGAUGUUUGUUUAUUUUACUUUUUGGAAGUUUUUAUGUUAAUAUUGGAGAAAACUGAUUUAUAUUUGUAAGUUGAUUAAUAAUGGUGACACUUGGUUUUUCAAACUAAAGAUUUGCAUUGAAAAUGAGAUGUCAUCUCUUUGAGCUCUUAAGACUUUUUUUCAUUUGAUAUAUGACCUAAAAAAGCGAAAGUUAAAAAAAAAAAAAAAAAGAUCCCAACCCAUAUCCCCAAAAAAUUGUAAUUGGGUGGCAAAUACCACCCAAGCCAUGUCUCGUUUUGAUGACUUGGGAGGUUCCUCUGCAGAAGUUGACCUGUAAAUGUUAUAAAUGUCCAGAAUGAAACCCUUCAUGCGUAGACCUUCAUGCAGACUUACAAAUGAAUUAACUGGUGACCGUCCAGAACUAGGCUCUUUCAAUGAAACUGACCUUAUUUGUUUUCUUUCUCAUGAGAGCCGUUUAAUUGGCACUAAACCCCCAUGGUGGUAUGACGUUGAUCUAAAAGUCUUUAUUUUUUUGAAUGUGCCACCAAUUGUUACUUUUCUUUAGUCAUUUAUUAUUUUGGCUGUUUUACAAUAAAAACUGUCAUCUUUAAGUUUGGUUAAACUACUUCUGUUUUUGAAAAGCAAGAGAUCACUGAUUCUGUUUAUUAGUCUGUUGGCAUCUAGUGAUUCCUGCAAAGCCUCAUGCUGCUCUUAUUCCCUGGAAACCAGUAGGUGGCACUCUACUACAGUGGUCUUCUAAAGAAAAGGUCCCCUUGGUUUAAACUGACGUUUGAAUGUUAUAUUCCCCCUAAAAAUCUUUGCGGCAAUGAACCUGAAAUCAAGAUAGUAAAAUCAGAUGCGAGUCUUGUUUCUGGAGAUGCUCAAGUGAAAUUCUAGUAUCUAAUGGGCACAGAUUAGUUCAGUGUGUGAGUAUAAAAUCUAUUCAUCAGAAGUACCAUAAUUGUUUUUCCUUUUUAUAUUACUAUGUAAAUAAUAAGCUUUGACUUUAUUUUGGUUUUUGAUCAUAGCCACGGAAGUUAAAAUAGGUAUGUUUGUUCACAGCAGACGUGCUGCUCAGGGCUCUAUUCCGGAAUUAAAAAAAAAAACCCUAAUUUUUAAUGGAGAUUUCUGCUUUAAUUCCCCCCCCCAUCUGGCUCAAUUUAAUCUUCAGAAGCAAGGUCACAUAACUUGUCUUGGUUUCUUUAUGUUCUUUGGGUUUGACAUCACUAUUUCUUUGUAUACUGUUUUUUUUUUUGUUUUGUUUUUUGUUUUUUUUU